Molecule: messenger RNA, 3049 nt
Organism: Toxoplasma gondii ME49
Lineage: Eukaryota; Apicomplexa; Conoidasida; Eucoccidiorida; Sarcocystidae
Gene: MIC16
Product: microneme protein MIC16
Exons: 10
Coding region: 563-2569 (668 amino acids)
Source: RefSeq, a predicted model, not a curated record
AGCUUCAUGGCUCUUGCUUUUCCAAUUUGUGGGUCCAGGGCCAUCGUUGUCAGUCUAGAAGUUUCCACAGGUACGGGAAUGAGUAUUUUAUUUUGAGACUCUGCAACGCAGCGAGAGUAGGUUGAGUGUGAUCUUUUUUUUUGACACACGCGGGAGGUUCGUGCGUCGAGUCACCUGCUCGUUUUUUUUACGCUGCCAGAGAUAUGGCAAGUCAGGGUACGGCAUGUGCAGCGUAUAAGCUGUGACUGAAUGGCAACUGUGAGGACCUGUUUCGUAAACUCGGGUAACUCUUCGUUCUGCGCGAGUGCUGUACUAUGCAAUCUUGAGGUUAUAGCAUGUUCCGCCUCGUGAGAACAACAGCGUCAUUGGUCUCGUUUAGCAUGGCAUGAGUGGAUCCAGCUUCUUCCUUCGUGAUGUAGAUCAGGUGGUGGAGUUUAGCUGGUGAAAAUUGCGCACCGUUGUCUGUCUUCAUCACCGCAAGGCACUUGAUCUCGGUACUGACGUACGGGUACAAUGCAAGGCAGUAGUCAAUUUGCGUGCGUCGCGUUUUCUACAGGAGUUGAUGGUUGUUUCCUGUCUCUGUACCGCGAUGUCAAGUGCCCUCUCUCAACGGAACUGUAUCCUGAUAUCGUGUCGACUCGGUCGUCAGAGGUCAAGACCACCUGACGCAAUGAAAGUCUAUGCCCCCGUCUUCACAUGCCGUCGCCAAUUUCUGUACGAAAAAUAUACACGUCGCCGUUGUACUACGCUUGGAGGCCUGGUAGCUUUAUGUGUCAUUUUCACUGCUGAAGCUAUUUCACGGUCACAACAUCCCUACGGAACGUCGAGGAGUGAUUUGAGUCCACCAGCAACUGUGGAUAGCACAAGCUAUGGAAUGUCAAUCCUGGAGGCUGGCGGCCCAUCCGACGAAGUGGCGAUUCCCUCCGAUAGAUUGCAGACUUUUAGAAAUGCGUCUCUCGAUUUUGAUAGGGCUAUUCGCUUCCCUAAUCAGGCGAGUGUGGCUGAAUCAAGGCAACUACGUUUAAUGCAGAUGGGCGAGUGCCAAAACGUCUAUUGGGGAAAAAAAGAGCUCAUUAGCAGGAUCACAGGGAAAUGGAAAAGUGCGCUGCACCCAUCCUGUCACGAGAGCUGGUUCACAUACACUUCCUGGUCGAGAACAAAAACAUGGCGAGAGUGUGCCCAGGCCCUGGACAACUCCUACUUGUAUUUUUCUUGGGUGAGACGUCACAACGAAGCCGAUGGAGCGUGCAUAUGGGUCAAGCCCUCCCGCAGAGACGUUAGCAAGAGCGACGUGGAGGACUGUCUGGUCGAUGUGAAUCCACAAAAAGAAGUUGCCGUAACUGGAAUUGUCGGCAGCCACCACGGAUGCACAACGUGCGAAGUGGGCGAGUGGUCUGAGACCACCUGUGACAGUUGGUGUAAUGAUGGAGUAAAGGGUCGUUUUCGCGAACUAACAGGUCACACGAAUUCGGCUCACUGCAGUACGUCGGCUGAUGCCAACUGCGAUGUAUGUCCGAAUCUGUGGGAAGUUCAACGCUGCAGCACUGCCGUAGAAUGCGCUCAAGGAAUCAAACCAAGAGUCCGUUUCUGUCCCAACGAAGGCAGAGAGUACACGGCUGAAGGCUGGCGCGCCUGUGCCGAACGGUGCCAACGCAAGUUCAAUGCCACGAACGGAGACACGGCGAACCGUGAUACCUUCUACAAGGCCGAAUGUUUCAGAUACUCAUUCAACAAUGACACCUCCGCUUGUAUUCUUAAUCCGCUUCAUGCGUGCCCCGAUGCCGAGUCAGCUAGUGACGUGUUGUGGAUUUCUGGAGACGUUCUGAGCAUGCCCUCGGCCGACUACACAACCGUAACGUGGCAGGAGUGGCAAUCAUGGAGCAGCUGCAGCGAGGUCGACCCGGCAACCGGUUGGAAAAAAAGGACACGACGACCUAAAACAUGGGGGUAUCGUCCGGACAACGUCUUAUCACCGUUGCAGUGGAUAUCCGUCACCCCUUGCGCUUCCAACGUAACACUAACACGAAGUGAACUCGAUCUGGCGAUGAAUCCCAGUGCGAUGUGCUGGGUGUACAGUGACUUCGCGGAUUGGUCGACAGUUUCUUGUGAACCCCGAUGCGGGGCAGACAGGAAAAAGACGAGGGCCAGGGCAGUUCGGCAGAUGCCUGUGGUACAGCCAGAUGGCCGGAUCUCGGAGUCGUGUGCAUCCACUGAAGUUUCACUGGAGGCACGCCAGCAGACGAAGGACUGUCCCGGUUUUGUAUCCUGUGGCACCGGCUGCGUCUUCGGAGAGUGGACGGCAUGGAGCGAUUGCCGGUGCACAGCGGAAGGGUCAACAGCGCGAACGAUUCGCGCGCGAGAACUCGUCUCUGGCUCUAAAGAAUCCUGCACUGGUCUCGAGGAGGAAAGGAAAUGUGAAAAAGUUUGCGAAGAAAGCAUUUUCUCCAAUGGAGUCACUUACGCAGUUGCCGGAGGCAUUGGGCUGGUAGUUGUCAUUGGCUUAGGUUUUAUAGGACGCAAGUUUUAUCGAGCUCUGCCCGCCGAACGGACACGGGACAACUACCUCUAAUUCAGCUUUGAAUUUACUUGCAACGGCAUGGCAGCCAUUUUGUUUUUUAUCAAGAGUGGGCUUGCUUUUGCAGCAGUGUGUGAACUCUGGUUACAGUAUAACUGGUUUGUUGUCGGGAAAGGGUUCCUUCCGUGUUUAAGACGAAGGUGUCGACAGAUGGUUAAGCUCGUCCGGGGCUGCUAUUUGUGGCAGUUUCGGGAAAAAAAUUCACAGCGUCUGCAAGUGGGAACGUAGCAUCGUGAACACUCAUAACAGCUGUUACAAAUCGGGAACAACGGAGCUUGGUUGCAGAGUUGUUUUUUGAACACGCUGCAGAUAAAGAAAAAUCCGGCAUGAUCUGGUAAAUACUAUUUGUAGAAUUUACAUGCCCAAAAUUCGCAUCGAAAGAUGCCAGGAGACGAGGAGGCGGUCGGGCCACCCCUAUCCACUGUUUGCUAACAAGCAACUCGUAUUCUUUGUUCUCACACUGUUUUUAAUUCC